AACUUAUAAACCAGGAAAAAAUAUAUAUCAUUGUGCAUAUUUAUUAUUUUACUAAUACCUGCCCAGAGGGUAUGUCAGUAAUGAUGUCAUACAGGUACAUUCCGAGUUAUGUAAUUAAGGGAACCAGGAAGUAUGAUGGUGAGCAAGGCUGGACUACUGUCCUCUUUUGUUUUUACUUAUGUUUUUUUUCACCCUCAAAUAAUUAUUUUUCGAAAUGCUGGAACUAACCUAGGGGGCAUAACAGGAGAUGCAGGGAAAUGCUGCAAGCGUUAAGCACAGGCAGGCACCAAAGUUUUUUAUGUUGUCACCGGACGGAAUUAAGGAAAAGCCAUCCUUCAGCCUGCAUGAGCUGCAGCCUGAAGCUCCAAAACUGAAGGACUACGUAAGGUUCGUGUGUAUCUCUGAUACCCAUUUUGCAAACAAUAUUCCACUGCCUGAAGGGGACGUUCUGAUCCAUGCAGGAGAUUUUUCGGACUGGGGCAGAAGACAAGAAAUUGAAAAGUUCUGUGCAUGGCUAGAUGUCUGCAAUUUUGAAAAGAAAAUUGUUAUUGCUGGCAACCAUGACUUAUCUCUUGAUAAAUACUUUAUGGAGGAAUUUCUAAAAAUAGACCCUGGUUUUAAUGCUAUGUCCUUGUUGAGUAACUACUGCACAUACCUACAGGAUUCCUUCACAACUGUUAAAGGGUUGAAGAUUUAUGGAUCUCCUUGGAUACCAGAAUAUGGAGCUUGUGGCUUUAGUACUCUUCGGAAAAAUCUGAAGGAGAUAUGGCAGAAAAUUCCCAUUGACACUGACAUUUUGAUUACACACUUUCCACCAUUUGGAAUUUGUGACAAAGUGCCUGCAGUUGGGCAUGUUGGAUGUGAGGCCUUAACAACUGCUGUGAAGGAAAUAAAACCAAUGCUACACGUGUUUGGUCAUAUUCAUGAGGGAUAUGGAUACAGCUUUAAUGGAAAUACACUGUUUGUGAAUGCCUCUAUUCUUACCAAGUCACGGUUACCUGUGAACCCACCAUUUGUAAUAGACCUGCCCAUUCCUUCACAUAAUGUUGAUGUAUCUUUGGAACCCCAGGUUUCAAAAGUUCUCAACCAAGCGAAGCAAAUGGUGCUGUGUGAGGGCUGUAAUGGCUGCUUCCAUCAAUGAUGUGACAAUAUAUCCUCAUAACAAGACAUAAAGAGGACAGGAGGCAGUUAAAUCCAAUGCUGUCGGUGGUGGCACAGCACACGUCACAGGCACCUCUUGUAGUCCUAUUACACCAGUGCCACAAAUCUGCUUGCAUUGCAACCAGUCAUUUAGUGCAGUGUCCUUUCUGGACUUUAACUCACCAUUUUAUUUCAGUAAAUGUUAUACUUCCUUGGAUUAUUUAUAGUUACAAUUCAGAUCUGAUGCUAUACAGCACAAUAAAAGUUCUACUUUUUAUUCCAA
This is a messenger RNA of Protopterus annectens (West African lungfish), 1423 nucleotides long. Its product is annotated as metallophosphoesterase domain-containing protein 1-like. Lineage: Eukaryota; Metazoa; Chordata; Ceratodontiformes; Protopteridae. The coding region runs from base 248 to 1141 and encodes 297 amino acids. The record is from RefSeq and is a predicted model, not a curated record. Gene Ontology annotation, molecular function: hydrolase activity. The transcript is spliced from 7 exons.